Colletotrichum spaethianum is the source of this 4434-nucleotide messenger RNA. RefSeq names its product paired amphipathic helix protein pst1. NCBI's taxonomy places the organism in Eukaryota, Fungi, Ascomycota, Sordariomycetes, Glomerellales, Glomerellaceae. Gene Ontology annotation, molecular function: transcription corepressor activity. Gene Ontology annotation, biological process: negative regulation of transcription by RNA polymerase II. Gene Ontology annotation, cellular component: chromatin; Sin3-type complex. The coding region runs from base 1 to 4434 and encodes 1477 amino acids. The record is from RefSeq and is a predicted model, not a curated record. The transcript has 6 exons.
AUGAUGAGCGGUAAACCCGCCGACGAGGCCGACGCUUACGAGCGCGAAGCCGAGAAUCGUCGCCGCCUCGCCCAGGAAGCCGACGAAAUGGAGCGACGCGAACAAGAACAGGCCGACAGACGUCGCCGCGAAGGCUAUCCUCCAGGGCCUCCUCAUCACAGCAAUGCCGGCUCGAUCCCCAUACACCAACCGGUUGCAUCUCGCGCGAUGGGCGCGAUUCACAGCCCCGGCGGCCUUCUCGCAAACCAUGGCUCAGGGUCUUCAGGCCCCCCAAUGCCCCUUGGUGCUCCAUCAGGGCCUGGCGCGAACUUCGGCGGCCCCCUUCAACCCGAUAACAGCAGACCACCGCAGCAUGGCGGACCCAACAACCCGAAUGCCCAGCACCAGAUGUUCGCUCCGAUCCCGCAUACGACCGUUCCUCCUAGUAAUUCUCUUGGCGCCGCCAGCGGCGGCCCCCCUGUAUUUGGAGGCCCGUUGCAGCAGCGCGACGGCCAACAACCGAUGCAACAAGGGUUAUACGGUGGCGGUGGUGGAAACAGCGGCAGUGGUCCUGCCGGCGCUCCUGGCGGCCAGGGCCAGACGCAACAACAAGGGCAAGGCGGCAUUGCCCAUGGCCAACAACCGAUUUUGAACGAUGCCUUGACCUAUCUGGACCAGGUUAAGGUACAGUUCCACGACCAGCCCGACGUGUAUAACCGCUUCCUAGACAUCAUGAAAGACUUCAAGAGCCAAGCGAUUGAUACUCCCGGGGUUAUCAACCGCGUCUCGGAGCUUUUCGCUGGCCACCCCAACCUGAUCCAAGGCUUCAACACCUUCCUGCCGCCCGGAUAUCGAAUCGAAUGCGGCGCCGGUAACGAUCCGAACACCAUCAGAGUUACAACGCCAAUGGGUACCACUGUUCAAUCCAUUGCCGGUAGAGGCACGCAAGUCGAGGGUCACGCGCAUCCCAGCGGUGCCUCACAGCCGCUCUUCCCCCAGCGCGGAAACAACUGGCAGCAACAGCAGCCGCCGCCCCCUCAGCAGCCUCAACAUAGCAUCGAAAGCCCCGAGGCCAACUUCAGUACGCCUGUGCAGAAUGGCCCUGGAUCUUUCGGACCUGCUGCUCAGAACCUAGCUGCGGCUUUCGAAGCUCAAGGGACGGCUCAGCAACGUGGUCCCUUGCAGGGUGCCGCUCAUGCGAACAAUGCGCAGCAGCCGCCUCGCAACGCGCAUACACCAACUCCGGCUACAGGACCCGCAAAUGGCAACGGUGCUAUCAACCAGCAGCAACAGGCAAACAUGGAACGCCGCGGUCCAGUCGAGUUCAACCAUGCUAUUAGCUACGUCAACAAAAUCAAGAACCGCUUUCAGGAUAAGCCUGAGAUUUACAAACAAUUCCUUGAAAUUCUCCAGACUUAUCAGCGGGAACAAAAACCCAUCCAGGACGUCUAUGCCCAGGUUACAACGCUGUUCCACACAGCACCUGACUUGCUUGAAGAUUUCAAGCAGUUCUUGCCUGAGUCCGCUGGACAAGGAAAAGGAACGCCCGGACGACCUAGUGAUGAGCUCCCUCCCGGCCCGGGCCCGAAUCAGACCCCUCAACCUAGUAUGGGCGGUCAGAAGAUGCCUCCCCUUGGUAGCUUUGCGCCUCCCAGUGCUUCCAAAGAGAACAACAAGAAGCGACCUCGGACGGACAAGCAAACACCCAUUCCUGUUCCGGCUGUUGUUGAGACGGCGCCUCCAGUCAGCAGAGUUGCUCCUGGCGCUCCACCCCCUGCCGGCGCGAACAACAAGCGAGCGAAACUGGCUCACAACAAGGCACUUGCGUCCGAUGCUCCUGCAGUUGAGCCGACUUUGACACCAAUUCUGCCCGAGCCUCUGGGACCUCCGGCUUCUUCUACAACCAAUUCAGACGAGAUCGCCUUCUUCGAAAAGGUCAAGAAGUAUCUCAGCAACAAGACUGCGUUCAACGAGUUCCUCAAGGUCUGCAACCUUUUCAGCCAGUCGAUCAUCGACCGAAACACGGUAUUUCACAAGGGCAGUGUUUUCUUCGCUGCGAACCCUGAACUCCUGGGCUUCUGGAAAGCGUUCCUCAAAUACGAACCGCACGAGGAUGUCGUCGACAAUCGACCUGCUCCGCCUAGCGGAAAAGUGUCUUUGAGUAACUGCCGAGGCUAUGGCCCUAGUUACCGUUUAUUGCCUAAGAGGGAGCGCCUCAAGCCCUGCAGCGGCCGUGACGAACUGUGCAAUUCUGUCCUGAACGACGACUGGGCCUCGCAUCCCACUUGGGCCUCAGAAGAUUCAGGCUUCGUCGCACAUCGCAAGAACGGGUUUGAGGAGGGUUUGCACCGCAUCGAGGAAGAACGCCACGAUUACGACUUCAAUAUCGAGGCGAACCUGAAGUGCAUCCAGCUUUUGGAGCCUGUGGCCCAGCAAAUCAGCGUGAUGUCGCCAUUGGAGAGGGAGCACUUCCAGAUGCCGCAAGCUUUGGCGGGGCACAGCACAUCAGUUUUCAAGCGCGUCUGCAAGAAAAUUUAUGGUGACAAGGGCCCCGAAGUUGUCAACGACUUGUUCUCGAACCCGCUCAACGUUGUCCCAAUCGUUUUGACACGCAUGAAGCAGAAGGACGAGGAAUGGCGAUUCUCUCAGCGAGAGUGGGAGAAGGUAUGGCACGCUCAAGUCGAGCACAUGCAUCUCAAGAGUCUUGAUCACAUGGGCAUUCUGGUCAAGCAGAAUGACAAGAGAAACCUCUCGGCCAAGCAUCUCGUCGACGUUAUCAAGACAAAGGCGGAGGAACAGAGGCGCCAGCGCAGCCUGAAGGGCAAGGCUCCGCGCCAUCAAUUGGUCUGGGACUUCUCCGACAAGAAGGUUGUCGUUGAGUUGCUUCGUCUGAUGAUGCUCUACACUAUUAGUAGCGGCCAGCACAGCGUCCCAGAGAAGGAACGCAUUUCCGACUUCUUCGAGACCUUCAUCCCCGCCUUCUUCGAUAUUCCCGAGGAAGAGAUCGAUGGACGCUUGCCUAGACUCCAGGACGUGUCAGAAGAAGAUGACGCGGAAGAGACUGUUCCCACCGAGCUUACCAAUGGCCGCAGUCGUCGUGCCGGCAGAAGAGGCGAUCUGCUCCGCGGUGUGCUUGACCCCGGCCGCAAUGGUUCAAAGCCUCGUGCGCAGAAGGAAGGAAGCGCAGCAUCUGGCAGCAAAGAGACGACUCCUGAAGUGGGCUCAGCCAACGAAGAGGAGAUGCCCGAUGCCCCAGAAGAUGGUAAUGGCCCGGAUGUGUCGAACGAACGCUGGAUGCCAAUCGUGCCGCAACCCAUUGUCACGACGGGAGAUGACGCCCUUCUGACUGCUGAUGGCGAGCUGAAGGCCGACGGGUUCUUCUCCCGACCCUGGUACAACUUCUUCUGCAACCAGACCAUCUUUGUCUUCUUCAACGUGUUUCAGACGGUCUACACGCGCCUCAGAGACGUCAAGGAGAGCAAGGAGAGUGUUCUCGAAGAGAUCAACCGUGUCAACCGACCCCGCCCGGCGAAGGAUAUCGGUUUGGCCGAUAACACACUGAACUACUUUGGUCCAAACGACGAUCCUUCAACCUUCUGGCCGAAGACCCUUGAGCUCGUUGAGGAAUACAUCACUGGCGAUAUCGACGAGAUCCGGUAUCAAGAUGUUCUGCGUCACUACUACCUCAAAAGCGGCUGGAAGUUGUACACCAUUCAAGAUCUUCUCAAGACUCUGUGCCGCCUCGCCCUCACCUGCAGCAGCACUGACGCAAAGGAGAAGACUCCAGAUCUCAUCCAGCAAUAUCUUCACAGCCGCGAGAAGGAGGAGACGAACUACCAGGCCGAGAUUGCUGCUCGAAAGUACGCAGAGAAGUGUGUCAAGGAUGGCGAGAUGUUUGUCAUCUGCUGGUUCCCGCAAAAGUCAGAGGCCUCAGUCCGUUGGCUGCAACGCGAGGAUACCACGUUCUACAUGGACGAGAUGAAGGCCAAGGACCGAUGGCAAUACUACAUUUCUUCAUUUAUCCAAGUGGAGCCAACAGAAGGUGUGCCUCGUCACAAGCUUCAGAAGACGGUCUUGGCACGCAACCUUCCUUCUAGCGACGAGAAAUUUGAGGAUAGCCAGAUCCCCAAGCCCAUCUCCUUCGAUGAAGAUCUUUCCAUCAGCAUUUGCCUGAACUCCAGCAAGAUGGUGUGGAAGGCGGGCACAUCCGAGUACUUCGUCUACGAUAACGUUCCCAAAGACAAAGAAAGUCGCGAGCGACACCUCGAGAGGCUUAAAAACGCGAGCAACAAGCGUGAUACCAAGCUUCGCGAGAAGUUUGUCUUCAACAGUCCUUGGAUGAAGGGUAUGAGCCAGGCCGAUGUCCAGAAGUCCAACGAAGGCUGGUCAAAAUGGCUGAAGGAGGGUACAGUCCCUUCUUCUGACGCCGGAGACGCAAUGGACACCGCAGAGUAA